AUGAACUUUGAUUUGAAUGAAGCUCCCUUUGAUGAUCUCGGAGAUGAAGAUAGGUGUGUAUAUGUUGAAGAUUCUGUGGAUGUUGAAGAAGUCAGACAUGUUGACGAUUUUGAAGAUGUUGUACAUGUUGAAGAUGUUGAAGAAAGUGAGCAAAGUUUACCAGAUGAUAAUGAAAAUUUGGAUGAUGGACAGUUUGAACCCCAUUUGAAUUCAGAUUCAGAUGCAAAUCUGAAUGAUGAAGAUUUUGAUUUGGUGGAUCAAUUUGAAACAAAAUUUCAACCAGGGGAACCCGUGCCAGAUCCUGAUACAGCUUACCUUCUAUAUUGUGAGUACGGAAGACUUAAGGGCUUUAGCGUGACAAGACGUAACCAAGAUUACUUCACAGGCACUAAAAUAUGGCGUUUCAAAGAAUUUGUUUGUUCCUGCAAUGGCAAGAGUGAUUGCAAAGCAUCUGAUGGAAGGAUGCCAACUUACAAGAAGCAAGUUCAGAGGUGUUCGUGUAAGGCAAAGCUAAGAGUGUCACGCAAGUGGGAGAAGGAAUGGAAAGUUUCUUCAUUCUACACAGAGCACAAUCAUGAAUUAUUUCCGACUCAGCAAUCUUAUUUGCUACGAUCAGCGCGUAAUUUGUCGACUUAUAAGAAAUCUUUGCUAGAAGCCAUGCAGUCAGUCGGCAUUAGCAUUGCUAAGGCUUGUAGAUUCAUGGAGAAGGAGUCCGGCGGUCCUCAAAAUUGUGGUUUUACUAGGAAGGAUGCAUAUAAUCACAUUAAUGGGCUUAAGAUGAAGACGAAAGUAGAGAACGGUGAUGCAAAGUGCCUUGUUGAAUAUUUUACGACGAAGGCAAAUACAGAACCAUUCUUCUAUUGGGACUUUGAACUUGAUGAUGAGGGCCGACUUCUUAAUUUCUUCUUCAGAGACACACGCAGCUCGUUGGACUAUGAGUAUUUCGGCGAUGUCUUAUCUGUGGAUAGUACAUAUCGGACGAACAAGUACAAACUUGUUUGUGUACCUUUUGUUGGUGUCAACCACCACUUGAAUAAUGUGAUGUACGGAAUGGGUUUUUUAUCAGAUGAAACUAGCCGAUCGUAUGAAUGGCUACUUACUACUUUUUGGGCGAGCAUGUCUUGUAAAGAACCAGAGGUGAUUUUUACAGAUCAAUGCCAAUCUCUUAUGAAUGCAGUUGAUAUCGUAUUUACAACUUCUAGUCAUCGUCUUUGCCAAUGGCAUAUCAAUCAGAACGCGCCAUCUCAUUUCGGAAAACUGAACGGGAGUUCUAUCUUCAAGAAAGCUUGGUUUCAUUGUAUGAAUGGCUGUGAUACGGCUGGCGAAUUUGAAGAUGCGUGGAAAUCUAUGAUUGAUCAGUAUGCGCUUGGUGAUCAUAGAUGGUUUAACACCAUGUACGGUUUGAAGACUAGAUGGUCAUCUGCAUUUACGAAUCACCGAUUCUGCGCCGGCCUACAUGCUACAUCACGUAGUGAGAAAUACAGAUUGAGUGGCGUCGAAAAGAAACUGAAGAGGAUGCACUUUGCAUAG
Molecule: messenger RNA, 1530 nt
Organism: Salvia miltiorrhiza (redroot sage)
Lineage: Eukaryota; Viridiplantae; Streptophyta; Magnoliopsida; Lamiales; Lamiaceae
Product: protein FAR1-RELATED SEQUENCE 5-like
Exons: 2
Coding region: 1-1530 (509 amino acids)
Source: RefSeq, a predicted model, not a curated record